Molecule: messenger RNA, 834 nt
Organism: Trichomycterus rosablanca
Lineage: Eukaryota; Metazoa; Chordata; Actinopteri; Siluriformes; Trichomycteridae
Product: claudin-23-like
Exons: 1
Coding region: 1-834 (277 amino acids)
Biological process (GO): cell adhesion; bicellular tight junction assembly
Cellular component (GO): plasma membrane; bicellular tight junction
Molecular function (GO): structural molecule activity
Source: RefSeq, a predicted model, not a curated record
AUGCGGACCCCUGGCAUUAUAAUCAUCGGCCUGGUGCUCGCUCCGUGCGGGUGGGUUCUGGACUUAACCAGCACAGUGGCACCCAACUGGCGCACUCUGCACAAAGUCAGCAACCAGCCCUCCGACACGGUGAUCAACCAGGGCAUCUGGGACAUCUGCAAGACCUACACUUCAUCGAGCAGUCAGAAUGACUGCAACUUAAGAAGCACAGACCAGCUGUACUUUAACAACCAGGUCAUUCCGGUCGCGCAGGGCAUGAUGGUGGCCUCGCUGGUGGUCACUGCGCUCGGGCUGGCUGUGGUCGCGCCCGGUGCGCGCUGCUGGACCGACCAGUCGCCGCGCUGGAUCGUUGUAGGUGUCGGCGGCGUGCUUAUUUUCUGCUCUGGAGCGCUCACUAUCAUUCCGAUCGCUUGGUACACGCACCUGCUGACCAAACUGAACACCACUACCACCUUUACUGACCCGCAGAACCCGGAUAUCCGCGUGGGUUAUUGCAUUGUGCUUGGCUACAUCGGCGGCAUCCUGGAGGUGAUCGCAGGCGUCGUCUUGUUUAUUGGGAUAUUCCAGUGCUGUGGAGGCCGGAACCGCGGGGAGAAGCGACAAGAAAGCCGCCCGCAGCGGGAUGUGCCCCGCAUUACCAACCCGACCCCGUAUCCGCGCUCCAACCUUUCAAGGUACGAAAGCAGGAAUCCACCCAGGAGCGUCAGCAGCAGCACCUCCUCCAGUAGCCCCUACUCAGUGAAUGAUGAACAUGAUUACCCGAGAGCCAAUGGUGGAAAUAAAGGCAGGGUAAACCCGGCCUAUAACAGCAGACCAUACGAUGCGGAUUUGUAA